UGCCAUAAUUGUGUAACGAUGUUUCCAAAUGUGCCAUAAUUGUGUGACGAUGUUUCCAAAUGUGCCAUAAUUGUGUGACGAUGUUUCCAAAUGUGCCAUAAUUGUGUGACGAUGUUUCCAAAUGUGCCAUAAUUAUGUGACGAUGUUUCCAAAUGUGCCAUAAUUGUGUGACGAUGUUUCAGGGAGCUUUUAUCGGUGGCUCGACUGCGCUGGUGCUCAAUAUGUACCUCAGUAUUACUGGACAACUGUAUGGCCACCAUGCCCCUAAACUACAUCCGGCGCCAACUUACGCAUGCACAAAUAGCAGUACAUUGUAUGACGGAACAACGUUUUUAAUGUCCACUAAUGGCAGCACCCAGCAUGAACUGACUUCUGUGGUACCUCCACAAAGUAAAACGGCGUCAACGUUUCACAUGUACGACCUCUCCUACUGCUGGUACGGGACCACUGGCAUGUUAAUUGCUAUCAUUGUUGGAGUUGGGGUUUCAUUAAUAACAGGUCGCCGUGACCCCAGUACACUUGACCCGCAACUGGUAUUCCCUGUCAUCAGAAAACUGUGUAACUUGAGGUCAAACAGCGCAACUGCUGACGCCGAGAAUUACAAAGAAGUUGCAAUUCAGGGCGCGUCUAGUGAGGCGCACAAAGAUAUUGCAUGCAAGACAUCCUCUAUAGAGACUCGUUUAUAGGUUUUUGCUUGUGCAUGUAGGCAUAAAAAAUAUGUGUAAUCUAAGUACAAAACAGACAUAUGGUAUGUGUCAUGUGGGGAGGUGAAAUGCAUGUACAAUGACUGCUGGGUGACGUUGUCAGCUAUAGCUCAUCAUUACUAUUGACGUACGAUACAAUUCCCUAUUUUGUUUAUAUGUGCUACUUACGGGUGUUGUCGGGUAUAGCUCAUCAUUAAUAAUGACGUACGAUACAAAUCCCUAUUUUGCUUAUAUGUGUUACCUACGGGUGUCUAAGAUAUGCUCACCUUUUCACGAACAACAGCCGUCCUACUAUUUGACGGUGAUUCCAAACGACUGCUCAUGGUAUACUCGUACAGUGGAAUGUGCUUUUAAGUUGGUUGCCUUUGAUUAUCUCUUUUGUACUUUAUCAAAUAUAUACAAGUCAAAAGAAGGAAUCGCUUUUAUCGAAAAUGUGCCAAUUAUUAGAUGUUCUUCACACGAAUAAUACUUAAAACCUUGUUACCAAAAAUGAGUGUCAAACUCUUUCAAAUCUUUGUAGAAAGAAAAUUUUGAAUUAACGUCAACAGGUUUGUAAAUGAGACACUAAAUUCAUGAAAUCAGUAAAGAAACGCUCGACAUCAAUCGAUAAUCAACAAAUUAUAUUAAAGCAUUCAUCUGUUUUGAGAAAGUGACUAAAUUCUAACUUCUAAGAACGGAUAACCCUGAAGUACGCAAAGACUCAAGAUUUUACGAGCGCUUCAUUCGUUUUGCUUCCCCAAGAUAACCUACAAUCUUUAUGUGGUAAAAGCAAAGGUUAUUUCUUGAGACAGUAAAUGCCAAGAAUGUGUGCUUACGGUAAAUGUGGCAACUAUGCGAUGACACUUGCAAUGCAAAUCAUUUGUUCACCAAAUAACCGGGGUCGUUUGAUAAACUUUCAUAGGGAAUUACAUCCGACAUCCCUCUUGUCACUGAUAUGUUCAAAUGUCCGCGUUUGUGAAAUCUUUACACAACUCAAAACUAACUCAAACUUAAACUCAUAUCUAAUCUUGCUACAUACACACGAUCAAAAGUGCUACAUCCCUCAUACCACUGACAUGGCAACAAUACAGUUCUUUCUUUGUUAGCUAGCUGUUUCAGUUACCGGUGGCUUCCCUUUACAAAGUGAUUAUUUGGAGAUGAACAUUGUUUCAUGAAAGAAGAUGUUUAGGAGGCACUGAUUUUACUCAGUGCAGAGUCAUCUGAACUGUUGUGAUGAAAUUGUGUCUUAAUGCUAACGUAAGGUCAAUGAUCACUGGUUUCAAUGUUGUCCAUGUGGAGUGGGUUUUAAGAAACUGAUGGUCAUGUUUGUUGUUAGAUGAGAAUAACAACACAAAACACCCAUUG
Molecule: messenger RNA, 2048 nt
Organism: Haliotis rubra (blacklip abalone)
Lineage: Eukaryota; Metazoa; Mollusca; Gastropoda; Lepetellida; Haliotidae
Product: sodium-dependent multivitamin transporter-like
Exons: 4
Coding region: 153-686 (177 amino acids)
Source: RefSeq, a predicted model, not a curated record